Messenger RNA from Cornus florida, 2414 nucleotides. Its product is annotated as subtilisin-like protease SBT1.2. Gene Ontology annotation, molecular function: serine-type endopeptidase activity. The record is from RefSeq and is a predicted model, not a curated record. The transcript has a single exon. Gene Ontology annotation, biological process: proteolysis. Lineage: Eukaryota; Viridiplantae; Streptophyta; Magnoliopsida; Cornales; Cornaceae. The coding region runs from base 12 to 2312 and encodes 766 amino acids.
UUCACACUUCAAUGGAAACCAACAAAACCCAUCUCUUCUUUUCAAUCCUUUCACUCUGCUUUGUUUCUCUCCAUGCUCACAAUCUCCAGACCUACAUAAUCCAACUCCACCCCAAUGGAAUAAUCGGCUCCUCCUUCACUUCUAAACUUCAAUGGCACCUUUCAUUUCUUGAGAAAACCAUUUCCUCCGAAGAAGACCCUUCCUCGCGCCUUCUGUAUUCUUACCGUUCUGCAAUGGAAGGUUUUGCAGCUUGUCUCUCUCAAACCGAGCUCGAGUACUUGCAGAAGCUACCCGAAGUUGUAGCAAUCAGGCCGGACCGGCAGCUCCAUAUUCACACUACCUACUCUUACAAGUUCUUGGGACUAAGCCCCGCUAGAGAAGGUGCUUGGUAUAAGUCGGGCUUUGGCCGAGGAGUGAUAAUUGGGGUGCUUGACACCGGAGUUUGGCCGGAGAGCCCAAGCUUCAAUGACCGUGGGAUGCCACAGGUUCCGAAGAAAUGGAGAGGGAUUUGCCAAGAAGGGCAAGACUUCAAUUCUUCAAAUUGUAACCGGAAACUCAUUGGCGCCAGGUUUUUCACUAAAGGCCAUAGUGUGGCCUCAAUGUCAUCGUCCUCUGAUGAUGUAGAGGAGUACGUGUCGCCGCGGGAUUCCCACGGGCAUGGGACCCACACAUCGUCAACGGCUGGUGGAGCUCCGGUUCCAAUGGCAAGUGUGCUUGGAAAAGGAGCCGGUGUGGCUCGAGGGAUGGCCCCUAGUGCCCACAUUGCCAUGUACAAAGUCUGCUGGGUCAAUGGCUGUUACAGCUCUGAUAUCGUAGCUGCAAUGGAUGUGGCAAUCAGAGAUGGAGUUGACAUACUCUCCCUCUCAAUAGGGGGCUUCCCGUUACCGCUAUAUGAGGACAGUAUCGCCAUUGGCAGUUUUCGAGCAAUGGAGCACGGGAUAGCAGUCAUAUGUGCAGCAGGAAAUAAUGGUCCGAUGCAGAAUUCAGUUGCCAAUGAGUCUCCUUGGAUUGCUACCAUUGGCGCCAGUACGCUUGACAGGAGAUUUCCAGCAAUAGUUCGGCUGGGCAACGGAAAAAUCCUAUACGGUGAAUCAAUGUACCCGGGGCACCGAAAACUGAGAGCUCGGAAAGAGCUCGAUGUGAUUUAUGUAACUGGCGGUAACAGGGGAAGUGAAUUUUGCUUGAAUGGGUCUCUUCCGAGAGCAAAAGUUCAUGGCAAAAUGGUGGUUUGUGACCGCGGCGUCAAUGGAAGGGCAGAGAAAGGCCAAGUUGUGAAGGAAGCCGGCGGUGCUGCAAUGAUUUUAGCAAAUACAGCGAUAAAUCUGGAGGAAGAUUCUGUUGAUGCACAUGUCCUGCCAGCAACAUUAAUUGGCUUCGAUGAAUCAAUUCAGUUGAAGAAGUAUAUAAACUCUACCAGGAGAGCAAGGGCGCGAAUUGAAUUCGGAGGAACUGUGAUUGGGAGAUCCAGAGCACCAGCAGUAGCUCAGUUCUCGUCAAGGGGGCCAAGUUUCAUCAACCCGUCGAUUAUCAAACCAGACAUCAUUGCUCCAGGGGUCAAUAUCAUUGCCGCCUGGCCUCAAAAUCUAGGUCCCUCCGGCCUUCCGGAAGAUUCUAGAAGAGGGAAUUUCAGUGUCAUGUCAGGAACUUCCAUGGCUUGUCCCCAUGCCAGUGGCAUUGCUGCUCUAAUACAGUCAGCUCACCCGAAAUGGACCCCAGCUGCUAUUAAAUCUGCAAUCAUGACAACAGCAGAUGUAACUGACCAUUCAGGAAAGCCAAUCAUGGAUGGAGACAAACCUGCCGGAGUUUUUGCGAUCGGAGCCGGACAUGUAAAUCCAGCACGAGCCAUUAAUCCAGGAUUGAUUUACGACACGAGGCCAGAUGAAUACAUCACUCAUCUGUGCACUCUCGGAUACACAAGGUCAGAAAUCUUCACAAUUACACACAGGAACGCGAGCUGCCAUGAGAUUUUGCAGAUGAACAGGGGUUUCAGCCUCAAUUACCCCUCAAUUUCGGUCAUUUUUAGGCGCGGGAUGAUCAGAAAGGUGAUUGAAAGGAGGCUAACAAAUGUGGGGAGCCCUAAUUCCAUUUACUCAGUGGAAGUGAUGGCACCUGAGGGAGUUGAAGUAAGGGUUAAACCGCGGCGACUAAUAUUUAAACAUUUAAAUCAGAAUUUGAGUUACAGAAUUUGGUUUAUAUCAAGAGGAACAGAGAAUGGGAGCUUUGCACAAGGGCAUUUGACAUGGGUACACUCGCGCAAUAGUAUGUAUAGGGUUAGAAGCCCUUUGGCAGUGACAUGGGCAUCUAAGAAGUAAGAGUAUAGUAAUGGAAGUUGUAGUGAUACUAGUAGCAGUUUCAGCUAUAAUUUCCUUUUUGUAUUGAAUUAAAGGAAUAAUGUUCACGAAGAUUUGAGGAAA